Molecule: messenger RNA, 649 nt
Organism: Boleophthalmus pectinirostris (great blue-spotted mudskipper)
Lineage: Eukaryota; Metazoa; Chordata; Actinopteri; Gobiiformes; Gobiidae
Gene: birc5a
Product: baculoviral IAP repeat containing 5a
Exons: 4
Coding region: 99-527 (142 amino acids)
Source: RefSeq, a predicted model, not a curated record
AGAACAAUAAAAGGAAGUAGCCACAGAAAUUUGAAAAGGCCCUUUAGCGGAGCAAAAAAAGCUAAACGUCAACACGACAAAAAUACAACAAGAACACAAUGGAUGUUCACAGUGACAAGGACCUUAAGAUGUACUUUUAUGAAAACCGGUUGAAAACAUUUGAAGGAUGGCCCUUCGACGAGGAUUGUGCGUGCACUCCAGAGAAUAUGGCAAAAGCAGGCUUCAUCCACACUCCUUCAGAAAACAGCCCAGAUAUUGCUAUGUGCUUCUUCUGCCUCAAAGAACUGGAGGGAUGGGAGCCUGAGGAUGAUCCAGAAAAAGAGCAUAAAUCUCAUUCACCUUCCUGCCACUUCAUCUCCUUGAAGAAGAAAAUUGAAGAUCUUACAGUAGAGGAAUUUUUCAAACUUCAGAAGGAGAGUCGGAAGUUUAUCAUUACAAAAACAUGCAAUGAGGCCAUUAACAAGUUUGAGGAGGCUUCCAAAAAGAGGAGAGCCGAUAUCGUCAAGACAGCUAUGGGAGAAGAAUGACCUGCAUGACAUCUGUAGUGUCUGUGUAUGUGCUUGUUUUAAUGUGCAAAUGUACUUUUAUCUGUGUCUUUAAAUAUGUCUGACUUUUUCUGUCCUUUUUACAUUAAACGUCUUACAACUAA